GUUAGCACGACCUGCUAUGUGUUAUUACAUUAGAGGUAACUUUGCCCUUCCCGCAGGUUGCCGUAUCCAGCAGCCACCACCAGGGAAAUUCACGUCUUUUCACCAGCAGAAGGAGUUGCGAGCCCUUUGCCACAAGCAUAACUUACAUGACCAUGCAGCCGCCGCCCUGCAGCACCCCGCCGUGACCUCGUUGGCCGCUCGUCUGGGCAGGACGCCUGCACAGGUCCUCCUGCGACACCUAGUCCAGCGGGGCGUCGUCGUCGUGCCCAAGUCCUCGAACCCGGAGCGCCUCAGGCAGAACCUCCGGAUAUUCGACUUCAAACUGAGUGACGAAGACAUGCGAGAACUGGACGGCUUAGACCGAGGGAGAGACGGGAAAAUCUUCAUCUUUAAAAACGUUUAUUUAGGGAUUGAGAACCAUCCAGAAUUCCCAUUCCAUAUUCCAUUCUAGAAACUGGAGGCCCAGACUGGUAGCUUCAAAUUCCACUUCAAACUUGGAGGGACUUAUUUUAAAUGAUGUUAAGUUCGUGGUGCAUGCUUAUUUUGUCCAUUAUUUUUGCUUUACAUUUUUCCAUCUUGUUUUCUUAAUGGAAGUCUCAUGUUCUUGAGAUAAAUUAUCUUUUCCUUUUU
Molecule: messenger RNA, 630 nt
Organism: Penaeus monodon (black tiger shrimp)
Lineage: Eukaryota; Metazoa; Arthropoda; Malacostraca; Decapoda; Penaeidae
Product: 1,5-anhydro-D-fructose reductase-like
Exons: 5
Molecular function (GO): oxidoreductase activity
Source: RefSeq, a predicted model, not a curated record